Molecule: messenger RNA, 4870 nt
Organism: Lotus japonicus
Lineage: Eukaryota; Viridiplantae; Streptophyta; Magnoliopsida; Fabales; Fabaceae
Product: kinesin-like protein KIN-4C
Exons: 27
Coding region: 258-4157 (1299 amino acids)
Biological process (GO): mitotic spindle organization; microtubule-based movement
Molecular function (GO): microtubule binding; ATP binding; microtubule motor activity
Source: RefSeq, a predicted model, not a curated record
AUCCAAUUCUACCGUUAAAGAUUUUCCCCAUUCACGUGCCACGCGUGUGAUCGCAUUCCGUAUUUGAAUAUACCUGAGCGCCUUUUUCGUUUCUCCCUCCCAUGCACAAACAAACGCCUCAUUCAAGAAAACUCGAUUCGAAACGCAAACCCUUCUGGUUUCUCUCCAUUCUGUUGAUUCUUCCUUCUCAAUUCUCAUCCCUCUCACUUCAUUCAUCUCACAGGGUUUCCAAAACGGGUUGAGAUUGUUUGGCAGAGAUGGAGAGCUCGGAUUCCACGCAAUGCGUGCGAGUCGCCGUCAACAUUCGCCCUCUGAUCACGUCGGAGCUUCUUAUCGGCUGCACCGAUUGCAUUUCCGUUGUUCCUGGAGAACCUCAGGUGCAAAUCGGGUCUCAUUCGUUCACCUAUGAUUAUGUUUAUGGUAGUUCGGGGUCGCCUUCGUCUAAGAUAUACGAUGAAUGUGUAGCGCCGCUUGUUGAUGCACUCUUCCAUGGCUAUAAUGCCACCGUUCUUGCAUAUGGUCAGACCGGUUCUGGGAAAACAUACACUAUGGGCACCAACUAUAAUGGAGAGGGAAGUGGUGGUGGAAUUAUACCCAAAGUAUUGGAGACCAUAUUUGAAAGAGUUAAGACUAUGGAGGACUCUAAGGAAAUUUUGAUUAGAGUAUCAUUUAUUGAGAUAUUCAAGGAAGAGGUUUUUGAUUUACUUGAUCCCAAUUCAUCUAGAGGAGAGGUGGCAUCUACUGCAAAGGCCACUGUGCCCACAAGAGUUCCCAUACAAAUCAGGGAAACAGUGAAUGGAGGAAUAACACUUGCUGGUGUGAUCGAGGCUGUAGUUAAGACAAAAGAAGAAAUGGCAUCGUAUCUCUCAAGCGGUUCAUUGUCACGUGCCACUGGGAGUACCAACAUGAAUAGUCAAUCAAGUCGCUCGCAUGCUAUAUUCACAAUCACUAUGGAGCAAAAGAAUGGGGAUGAUAUCUUAUGUGCAAAACUUCAUUUAGUGGACCUAGCUGGUUCCGAACGUGUAAAACGAACUGGUGCAGACGGCAUGCGUUUAAAAGAAGGGAUUCAUAUCAACAAGGGUUUAUUGGCUCUUGGAAACGUAAUAAGUGCAUUGGGGGAUGAAAAAAAGCGAAAAGAAGGAGGCCAUGUGCCAUAUCGGGAUAGCAAAUUAACACGGCUACUGCAGGAUUCUCUUGGAGGGAACAGCAAAACAGUGAUGAUAGCAUGUGUUAGUCCUGCUGACUCAAACGCUGAAGAGACUUUGAACACUUUAAAGUACUCAAACCGAGCUCGCAACAUUCAGAACAAGGCAAUUAUUAAUCGUGACCCAGUAGCUGCUCAAAUGCAUACAAUGCGGAGUCAGAUUGAGCAAUUGCAAGCUGAGCUUCUAUUUUAUAGAGGUGAUACCAGUGGACCAUUUGAGGAACUUCAGAUUCUUAAACACAAAAUAUCCCUACUCGAAGCAAGUAAUGCAGAGCUACAUCACGAGCUUAAAAGACACCGAAUAACUUCCGAAAAUUUAGCACAACGUGCUGUCGAUGCUCAGGUUGAAAAGGACCAACUAAUUAUGAAAAUAGAGUCAAUUCGAAAUGGUAAAUCAUGGGAUGAGGUUGACUCAAACUCAAAUCAGGAUUAUGAUCUACUAAAAUCCUAUGUGUCAAAGAUCCAACAUCUGGAAGGGGAAUUGCUUCGUUUGAAAAUUUCAAAUGCUAUGAGUUCAAGCCGCUUCGUUGAUUGUGCGGAUUCCCAUGACAAUGGAUACGGGUCAAAACAUGGUGAUGGUGUUGCAUCUUUUUGUGGUGCCAAAGCUGUGGACAUCCCAGAUGAUACGGAAGAUGAUGAAAAGGAGCUAGAACACUCAUCUCUUCAAGAAAAGUUGGAUCAGGAGCUCAAAGAAUUGGAUAAGAAACUUGAACAGAAGGAGGCUGAAAUGAAGCUGUACAAUAAUGCCGAUCCUUCAGUUCUCAGGCAUCAUUAUGCAAAGAAGCUUCUAGAGAUGGAACAAGAGAAGAAAAUUUUACAGAAAGAAAUUGAGGAACUUAAGUUCAAUCUCACAAAUAUUUCAUCUACAUCUGGUGACGGAGAUCAGAAGUUAAAGCAGGAUUAUCUUCAAAAGUUGACUACUCUCGAGGCACAGGUAUCUGAACUGAAGAAGAAACAAGAAGCUCAAGCUCAACUCUUGAGACAAAAACAGAACAGUGAUGAGGCUACGAAACAACUUCAAGAUGAGAUCCAGAGAAUUAAAGCUCAGAAGGUUCAACUUCAACAAAAGAUUAAGCAGGAAUCUGAACAAUUUAGGAUAUGGAAAGCUUCCCGUGAAAGAGAAGUUCUCCAGCUUAAGAAAGAGGGGAGAAGGAAUGAAUAUGAGAUGCAUAAGCUGUUAGCAUUGAAUCAGCGGCAAAAGAUGGUAUUGCAAAGGAAGACAGAAGAAGCUUCGUUGGCCACAAAAAGACUGAAAGAGCUUUUGGAAUCUCGAAAGGCUUCCUCUCGUGAAACUCUGGGUGGUGGAGGUGGGAAUGGUCCUGGAAUUCAGGCUUUGUUGAAGGCGAUUGAGGAUGAGCUUGAAGUCACUGUUCGAGUGCAUGAAGUACGGUCAGAAUAUGAACGUCAAAUGGAAGAGAGGGCUAAAAUGGCAGAGGAAAUGACCAGGUUAAAGGAAGAAGCAGAGAUGACGAAGCAAAAUAGUAGAAGUGAUUGCCCCAUAUCAAUGUCUCCUGGUGCAAGAAAUUCAAGGAUUUUUGCCCUUAAAAACAUGCUUUCGACUUCUUCGACAACUCUAGUGUCAAUGGCAUCCCACUUGUCAGAGGCAGAGGAGCGAGAACGGGUUUUCAGUGGCAAAGGACGCUGGAACCAAGUCCGGUCCCUGGCUGAUGCCAAGAGUUUGCUGAAUUAUUUGUUCAAUAUAGCAUCUUCCUCCAGAUGUUUAUUGCGAGAUAAAGAGGUAAAUUGCAGAGAAAAGGACUUGGAAAUAAGGGAUCUAAAAGAAAAGGUUGUAAUGCUAAGCUACUCGGUUCGACAAUUGGAAAUGAUUAAAGCUGAACUUACUCAUAAGCUGAGUUUGCAGAGCGCAGCUUUGACGAGAUACUCAGAAACUUCCGGAGACUUAUAUUCUGACUUGAGUGGUGGAGGCCACAAGUAUGACUUGCGCAAGUCGGAACACCGUCCGUCUACCCUUCUACUGGAGGACAUGGACAUAUCUGAGACAGAAUCGGAUGAUUAUGAUUUGGAGGCAACGGAUGAUGAGUGGAAAGAAUCAGGGAAAUUAGUAAGGAAAAGGAAAUCUUUAACCAGACGGCCAAGCAUGGAACAUAAUCAGUCAAAAACCAACAACCCCAAGGAUCUCAAAGACAAUUUAGGAGAUGGAUUUGCAUCUGCAUAUGGAGAAACUGCAUCAGAUAUCUGCUGCUCUUGUAGUAAAAUCUCAUCGUGCAAGACAACAAAAUGCAAGUGCAAAUCCAGGGGCAACAGUUGUGGGAGUUCUUGUGGCUGCCUAGCAACCAAGUGUGCUAACCGAGCAUCAUUGUCAAAUGAGUCACAAGAGUCAAUGCAAUCGGGAUUGGUUCAGAGGACAGGAAAUAAUCCAGGCAUUGAAGAAGCAGAUAAAGACCGACUUCUUGCUACUCAAGGUGCAGAGUUACUUCAGGGAGCACUGUCUGAUAGGCCUGCUGAGACAAACAGUGACCAAGCCCCAAGAAAACCUCUCUCUGACAUAGGAAAUACACAGAUCAAACCAAACCUUGAACAGAGAAAGAAAUUGCGGAAAUCCACUAUAAUUCUUGUUUCAGACCCGCCACCUUCUUCGCAGCCAGAGAUUUCCAAUGUCCGCAUCCCCAAGAAACAAAAUAUUACUAAAAUUUACGAAACAAAUAUCGCUGCGAAUAGUUGUAGACCACAGAGAAAGCCCCCGUCAAGACCCGAAAAUGCAGCAUGUGCCCCCAGGGCAGAGGCUAAUUUUGUGGAUCCAGAUUCACCCGUGAAAAGACCAAGUGCCGCGCGAAGGGCAGGAUCAUCGAAUACUGGCGUGCCACUUUGGGACAGAAAUGCUGGUAAAUCAGACGAAUCUGUCAGUAAGGAGCCUGAAAAUAUUGAAGCUAGAACUAGAACUCCACAACGACAGAAAAGAACACAGGAGGAAAAAGAGAACAGCAGACGCUAAUGUAAUAGAUGAAGAAAGAAGACUUCAAUGGUGCAUAGCCAAAUACCAAAGCCUACAAUAACCAUAUGCUUAGUGGUUUUUUUGAUGAAAAGAAGACUUCAAUGGUGCAUAGCAAUAUAUAUAUCAAAAUGGUUAUCCUUUGUCUGCAGCAGACAAAUAGUGUAAUAGAUGAAUCAGGCUUGAAUAUUUAUGUUUUUUUUUGUUCUAAUAUUUGUUUAUACAAACACUCUGGGAACAAGGGUUCAGAGGAUAGUUUGUAAGGGCCUUAGGUCUUCUCCUUGGUAAUCUUCAACUCAGCGGGGUUAUCUUCAAUUGAUAUCAGCUCAAAAUAUGUUGUGUCAAAGCUCAGUAUCCAUAGUUUAGUUGAAUCUGUCAGUGGGAGAAAUCUUUUUUUCUGCUAAACAGCAACAUUUUUCACUGUAUAUAAAGAUAACUUAUUUGUUUCUAUAAAUUUUAAGUUGUGUGUGUUUCGCUAUUUAUCACUGUAAGGAAUAUCAUUCAAACUUUCUCAUCUCAUGUAAUGGAACUUAGAUAUAACUCAACAAUCAUUCUGUCAGAAUUUGAUAGAAAGAGAUUUGUAAAAAAAAAAAAAACUUUCUUUGCUAUGUGGAAUGAAAUGAUAUAAUUGCCUGACCUUGAAACCAUGCUUCUUAAAAAUUGCUAUUAUUCAUUCACAAUCAAAUUUUACCAUUGACAUAAUAUAAAAAUAUUGG